GUUACAAUGAGACGCACCUCCCAGUUCGAAUACAGCUUCCGUAACAGACCGGAAGCGCCGCGACCAACAGAGGAAGGGGGGUGGUAGGUGUAUUAGAUAAUGGAUUUGUCCACUGAUUUGAACUCCAUUGAAGAUAAACUUGUCCAGAAUACUGAGAGCCUUGAGGAUGAGAUUGAGUUUGUCUGUGAGGGUCCAUUACGACCUGUCCUGGAAUGCAUUGAUUUAAUUAGUAGUGAUGAAGACUCAAAGUGUUCUCUUGUUACUAAAAAAAUGAAGGACCAUAUUGAUCGUCAGAAGGACAGAGUGUCCUCAACUCUCAGUCGCCUUGCAAAACAUGUUGAGGUAGAAAAAAAAAAUAGAACAGAGAAAAAUAAAGCAUUUCAGCAAAAACUGCAUGACCAACGUGCUCAUGGUCUUCAAGGGCUGGAGGUCUUCAAAGGGCUGCCUGGUACAGAUGCAGCAAGAAUUUGUGUUGAUCAGUGGCUUAAAAUGCCAGGGCUCAAGCCAGGAGUAGUCUGUUCAAGGCGCAGAAAUAUGAGUCGUUCUAGUGAACAAAGUCCUUUGAUAAACAAGCCCAUCAUCUGUCCUCUUAUCCACUGCAACAGAAAAUACGAUAAUGGUCAGCUGCUCUUAGGACAUCUUAAAAGGUUUGAUCAUUCUCCGUGCGACCCUUCAAUCCAUCUUCUUGGAGUUCCUGCAAAUUUUUAUUCCUGCAUUGCUUGUCUUGAGUGUUUCGAAACUCUUGAUGAAUAUGACGAUCAUCUGAAGGCAAAGGCACAGCUUGCUGAUGGCCAUGAGAACAAUAUUCCUCCUCAGGUUAUCAAUAGUUUUGCGUGUCCGUCAUGCUUUUUACUUUUUAACCUAAGAGAUAAAUGUCUACAGCACAUGUCUGAAAGCAAUCACUUCUUGCGAGCCAUCAAAUUAGAUGAUAAAGGGUUACCAUGUCCAAUACCCUUUCCUCUAUAUGCAAAAAAUGUUUUGAUUGCUUUGUGUAAGGACAUUCCAUUUCAAGUGAAAUGCACAUCCUGCAAUCAAGAACUACGUUCUCAUGUGGAACUUACUGCUCAUUUUAGAACACGGUGUCCUAAUGCACAUCCCAUGGUUUCUUCAGAGAAAACAAUCGCUGAGGUUAUGACAGUGUUUCUAGCUAAAGCCUACUGUCUGUCAUGUAGGAAGAUGUUAAAAAGUGACACAGACAUUGCUGAGCAUGCCCAGAGAAGCAACCACAAAGCCAAAUUAAUAACAAGCCUGAACGAAUCAAUUAUGGCAUUUUGUUACACCCAUGAAGGGAUCAAAACUCCAUCUGACCUGUGCUUAUCAGCAAGUAAUGCAAGAUUUAAACCUAAUAUGCUUAAAAGGGCUUUAAAUGACAAUGAUCUAUCCAGUACAGAUUUAUUUGUAAAUGAAGGAAAAAACACCAUGAGAGGUUCUCCUGCAAAGAGGAAAAUACAGACAAGAGAUCUGGGUAUCAUUGUGACAGCAUGGUUUUGUGAAUGCCUGCAGAAGUUUUCAACCGAGGAAGAUGCUGAGAAACACAUCAUGUUGUCUAAUGGCAUUUGUCACAAAUGUUUGGUUUGUAGUAAGGUGGCUAAUGAUUUGAGUGUUAUUCGGUUGCACAUGAGCCGGUUCCAUGGAGGAGCUCAUUUAAACAAUUUUAUCUAUUGGUGCCAAGACUGUCGUAUUGAGCUGCUGAGAAUUGAGAAUAUGAUGGCGCAUGUAUGUGAAUGUCACAAAGGUCACUCAUACUAUUUUGAGCAGGAAACAUGGGAGGAUGAACCUUCCGCAUCAACACAAAGACCUAGUCCAUCCAAUCUGGUUGCUUCGGAACCUUCUCCUACAAACACAGCAACUACUGCUGGACACUGGCAAUGCCACAUUUGCGAAGAGAUGUUUGAUUCUGAAGAUAGUGUUAAGCAACACUGUAAUAAUAUAAGUAUUCAUCAGUUUCACAAAUUCUCAUGUGAUAUUUGCAAAAGCCGAUUUCACAAAAUAGAAACACUUUUCCGACAUAGUCAGCAUCAGCAUGACGGGGAGAUAAACAUGAAAUACAUUUGUGGGCUUUGUGAUCUUUACUUUGAAGAUGAAAAGGACUUCCGUGGGCACUAUAAUGGUUUGCAUAGUUCGGAAUAUGGAUUUGUGCCAGAACAAAUGCAGUCUCUUAUAAAGAAUGAGGAGCAGCCGCUUUCCAUUGCUAAGCCAGAUGAGAACCGCUUAACCUGUGGUUGUUUAGAAAAUUUCCCAAGCAAAGCAAAGAGGGAGGAAGAACGCCGUCUCUGCUUGGCACGACUGCUACAAAAAGGAAGUCUUUGGUACAGCUGCAAAAACUGUUCAGCUACUGGGCAAACAUACGAAACCUUAAAGAUCCAUGGUUGCGCUAAAAGCCAGCAGUCACUUGUUCUUGAUAUUGGUGUAAAGUGCAGCUGCUGUUCCAAAUCAUUUCAAGAUACAGAAAGGGCUCUGCAGCACUAUCAUGAUAAACACUGCUUCCUUCAAAAACCCAACAUUAAACAUUUUGCAUCCCCAGAUUUACCAAAGGAGGUUUUUGAAUUUAAGGCCAGUGGAGCAGGUGCUCAACAUAGCCAAUCUGUAACCCCCCUUGCACGCAGACGGCUUGGCAAGACUCAGUAUAGCUGUUCUACAAAUGCUACUAAAAUGGAAGAUUCGCAGUCUGUAGUCCAUGCUGCUAAAAUCAAAAAGCCAGAAGAAGACGCCAAAUCAGAGAAAAUGGAUAUAGGAGAAGAAUCAGAUGAGUUGCCUGACUUGGAUUUUCUCCGUACCAUGACACACAUUGUAUUUGUUGAUUUGGACAACUGGGGGCAGUUGUUCUCACAUUUGCCAGGAUUCCUUAAUGAGGGAACAUUUGUCUGGGGCUUUCAUGGUGGUAAGAACAACUGGAAACGCCCAGUGAAUUGCAAAGUCUUCAACUACCUUUCCAACACUGGUUCGUUCUUCCUUCAUCCCCACUGUGGUCAUAGAAAGGAUGCAUCUGAUUUUGCCAUAUGCAUGCAUGCAGGACGUUUAGAUGAGAAGCUUCCAAAGCAAAUUCCUUUCACCAUACUCUCUGGUGAUAAAGGCUUUCUGGAACUAGAGAGCCAGUUUAAGAAAACUCACCGCUCUGCUCACAUUCUAAAUCCUCACAAUUUAGAAGGAGACAUGAUGUAUGCACUUCUAAACAGCAUAUGCGAUUCAACACAAGAUGCAAAUGAUAAAACAGAAGUGGAAGUUACAGGAUUGGAUGAAGAUGACAAUUUGAAAGAAGCCAUCAGAAGAAGUAUGAAGGAGAUGUAAAGCAGGAACAAAUACAGGGUGGGCCAUUUAUAUGGAUACACCUUAACAUAAUUGGAAUGGAUUCCCAUUAUGUUAAGGUGUGUCCAUAUAAAUGGCCCACCCUGUACAUUACUUUAAAAUACAGCUGUCAUUCUCACAGAAAAUGGAAUAUUCCAGAUAUUAGAUUACCUAGCACUUAAUCCAUCUUGUAUGAAGCAUGUCCUGACUUUCCCACUUGUUUGUUUCUAUUUUAUAACUUAUAGUUAACAUGUGGAGGUACAAACAUAUCCAGCUUUCUUUUACAUGAUUGAUUGCUACUCUGUUGGUUUUGCAUCAUUUGUUUGAUUCUUCAAAUCUGUGAUUGUCCUUUUUCUUUUUUUUUUUUGUUAUUUUGUCUUUUCCCUGAAAUUUGACUGCAGGGACACUUAAAAAAAUGUUGUCUUUGAUUUUACCUAUCUGUGUAUUAGUAUAUGUUAAUAUAUAUGUAAAAAAAAUAAUAAAUUUGUUU
Messenger RNA from Xenopus tropicalis (tropical clawed frog), 3775 nucleotides. RefSeq lists its product as uncharacterized. NCBI's taxonomy places the organism in Eukaryota, Metazoa, Chordata, Amphibia, Anura, Pipidae. The coding region runs from base 100 to 3288 and encodes 1062 amino acids. The transcript has 15 exons. The record is from RefSeq and is a predicted model, not a curated record.